AUCACGUUAGAGUAGCACAGAGGGUGGAGUAUGAGUUCACUAAAAUACGGAUAGUGUUUUGAGGUUAAAACGAGUGUGGGAAAACAUGCUCACGUAAUUCAGGAGCACGAGCCGGUGAAGGAGGUGGACAGACACUGGAGCAGCGCGCGCUAAACGGCGGCUUAUGGCGGGACUGUCGUACUUGGUGCUCCGCUUUUCGGGAUCCGCUGGUCGGACCUACGGUGUGUUUUCUAAAGGACUAACGAGGACUUUGUUGAUUUUAUUUGAUUUGGCGUGGCGUCUCCGCAUCCGAUUCCCGUACCUCUACCUCAUCGCCUCCAUGAUGUUCAACGUGCGCUUACAGGUCCACAUUGAGAUCCAUUAAUUUCCAUACACGAAGUUAACUGAAGUGUCAACAUCUCUGGACCAGAAGGUUCAUAUGCUGCUGCUGCCGCUUCAGAAGUCAGCCGAGGCCAAGGGAACCCCAGUACUGGAAGAACUAUGGACACAUACAUAAAGGCGAAGCUGAAAACUCACUUAGACCGUUUCCCUGCAGUUUCUCUAGAAAAAAUAGGAACCUUGUUGUAUUUUACAGCUGGGCGUCGCUGCUGACUGCCAUGGCUUUGGAAUGGAAAUAUUUGGGGUGUGUUCUGUGCGAUAAGGUAAAUGUUGGAAAUUUCAGGGAGAGGUUACAACCUUCGCUCACUUGUAACCAUCACAAAAGUGACCAAUUUUGGUUUGUGGAAAUGUUUAUUGCCUUUUUUUAAUUGAUCCACUACAGAUGAGUUUGCCUCUUCAUUUUAGAGGCUUUAUCAGUGUGCAAUAUACACACACACUCUCACAUGCUCAGUUUGUAAAAGGUCAGGGGAGUUUUUUUCCAUUUAGUUAUGUAGCACUUGACUCGCACUUUAGCUGCAUGCCUAAUGUGCUGAUUACAGAUGGUCUUCUUGUUUACCACUUAGUUUAUAACUGGAUGUUGUUGUUGUUGUUGUUGUUGUUUUUUCCAGCACUAGUGGCAGUUUUUUGGGGGGAUUUGUUAAGCAAAAUGUUACAGCCGACAUCCUGCACUAGCCUAUAAUUUACUUUGAGAAACACACUUACAUAAUUACCAAAGGAUAUUGGCUCAUUUUAAAACAAAAUGUCUAGUUUGGAUUUUGGUACACAAGCAUGCAAGGGAAGUUUUAAUUGCGGAUGCAGGGUGGCAUGAUAAAAACUUUGGUCACAGUCCAUAUUCUACCAUUUUACCUCAUGUUGAUGAGAUGACCGUUUGUGACCAGUAGUGUUUAUUACAUGAAAAAUGUUUAUUAACAUUUUUUUUUUCAUUUCUAAUAUUUUUAAAGAAUGCCACAGAACAAUGAUCCCAUCAUUUUGUCUGAUGGGCUCCACUUAUUAUUAUUGUUUUUAUUUUCUGUAAAAUGCAGUCUUGCCUCCUGCCCGUGAGUCAGUUUAGCUGUUUUUAGACAACAGAAAAUGGUACUUUAAAAUGUCUUUAACCUUAAAUACAAUAUGAAUUUUCUCGUUUGUCUUUUGUCAGUGCAUUAUUUUAAAUGUGCAAUUACUUUGAACAGCAAGCAUAAGUAAUGUAAGGAAAAACAAUUUUAUUUGAAUAUACAAUAAUAAAAGAAUGAA
Molecule: messenger RNA, 1608 nt
Organism: Ictalurus furcatus (blue catfish)
Lineage: Eukaryota; Metazoa; Chordata; Actinopteri; Siluriformes; Ictaluridae
Product: small integral membrane protein 10-like protein 2A
Exons: 2
Coding region: 164-364 (66 amino acids)
Source: RefSeq, a predicted model, not a curated record